CUCUGAGAAAGACCAGUUUUCUGUCUUCUGUCUUCGGUUGUUUUCAACUACUGCGCCUGAGAAAUAUUUGCCACAGGUUUUGAUUUCAAUUUCAGUUUCCUAUCACAGUUCAACGAAGACACAACACGACAUGAAACAGUUUAUCAUCUUGGUCGUUUGUGCAUUGGGUGUCAGUCAGGCGGACGUGUCGCAUUUGAGCAGCACUCCGGAGCCACAUGCACCUGCCAGUCCGUAUGUGUUCAGCUAUCAGGCAGGACGCACUCCUGGUCAUGUCGAUCGGCAACACACAGAGGUCUCCGAUGGCUCGGGCGUCAUACGUGGUGCCUUCUCCUACGUGGAUCCCAGGAAUGAAGUGCGCACCGUGCAAUACGUUGCCGAUGAGCACGGCUUCCAUCCGCAGCUGAGUCAUCAGCUGGAAGACAGCGCUGCCGUCAAGGCAGCCAAGCAGCGGCAUUUGGCAGCUUACAAUCGCAUUGCACAAGAACACGCCAACCACACACCAGGCCAAGCAGCACUUUCAGCUGCUCCCCGUGGAAGUGCCGCCGUCAUUCAUGCAACCCAAAAGCACUUGAACGCGUUCGACCGAAUCGCAGCUGAACAUGCUGCCAUUGGGGCACAGCAAGAGGCACAACGUUUGGCUCUGGCGGCGCAGUCGGAGCACAGUGACAUUGACAAUGGACAAUAUCAUCCAUAAAUUGCCAAAUAACAAUAAA
This is a messenger RNA of Drosophila innubila, 713 nucleotides long. RefSeq names its product cuticle protein 16.8 (gene Cpr57A). The transcript is spliced from 3 exons. NCBI's taxonomy places the organism in Eukaryota, Metazoa, Arthropoda, Insecta, Diptera, Drosophilidae. The record is from RefSeq and is a predicted model, not a curated record. Bases 131 to 694 code for a protein of 187 amino acids. Gene Ontology annotation, molecular function: structural constituent of chitin-based larval cuticle. Gene Ontology annotation, cellular component: chitin-based extracellular matrix.